AUGACCAAUAGCAGUCAAUUCACCCCCAAAUAUUUUCUGCUCACUGGUUUCCCUGGUCUGGAAGCCCUAUACCCAUGGUUCAUCUUCCCAUUUUGUUCCACAUAUCUGGUGGCCCUUGUGGGCAACAGUUUGAUCUUGACAGUGAUCAAGAAAAACACCUCUCUCCACCAGCCUAUGUACCUCUUUCUAGCUAUGUUGGCCUUUGCCGAGCUUGGUGUUUCUGCUUCAACACUGCCCACUGUGCUAGGCAUCUUUCUUUUUGGUGCCAAUGAGAUCGACUUCGAAGCCUGCCUUCUGCAGAUGUUCUUCAUACAUGCUUUUUCUAUUAUGGAGUCAGGAGUUCUGCUAGCUAUGUCUGUGGACCGUUUUGUGGCCAUCUAUAAUCCACUGCGGUAUACUACCAUCUUGACCUUGCCCCGUAUUGCAGCUUCUGGUACUGCCCUUGGACUGAAGAGUGUGAUGCUUAUGUUCCCACUGCCCUUUCUCCUGAAGCGUUUGCCUUUCUGUGGCCAUAACACUCUCUCCCACUCUUACUGUCUGCACUCAGAUCUGAUCCAGUUGCCCUGUGGGAACACACGUCCCAACAGCAUUCUAGGGCUCUGCAUUGUCACUUCCACUUUUGGACUGGACUCACUGCUGAUUGUGGUCUCCUAUGCGUUGAUCCUCCACACAGUGUUGGGCAUUACCUCUGGGGAAGGGCGGCGGAAGGCCCUCAACACAUGUGUGUCACAUAUCUGUGCAGUGCUUGUGUAUUAUGUUCCCAUGAUCAGUAUGGCUCUGGUGCACCGCUUCAUGAAGCAUGCCGCACCUGCUGUUCGACUGCUCCUGGCCAAUGUCUGUCUGCUAGUCCCUCCUGUACUCAACCCCAUCAUCUACAGUGUGAAGACUAAGCAAAUUCGCCAGGGGUUGAUACAACUCUUCCUUCAAAGAAAAUAUUAA
Echinops telfairi (small Madagascar hedgehog) is the source of this 939-nucleotide messenger RNA. Its product is annotated as olfactory receptor 51I1-like. Bases 1 to 939 code for a protein of 312 amino acids. Gene Ontology annotation, cellular component: membrane. Gene Ontology annotation, biological process: G protein-coupled receptor signaling pathway. The record is from RefSeq and is a predicted model, not a curated record. Gene Ontology annotation, molecular function: G protein-coupled receptor activity; olfactory receptor activity. NCBI's taxonomy places the organism in Eukaryota, Metazoa, Chordata, Mammalia, Afrosoricida, Tenrecidae. The transcript has a single exon.